This is a messenger RNA of Oryzias latipes (Japanese medaka), 3315 nucleotides long. It is a transcript of the gene gpr85, whose product is annotated as G protein-coupled receptor 85. Lineage: Eukaryota; Metazoa; Chordata; Actinopteri; Beloniformes; Adrianichthyidae. The record is from RefSeq and is a predicted model, not a curated record. Gene Ontology annotation, biological process: G protein-coupled receptor signaling pathway. Gene Ontology annotation, molecular function: G protein-coupled receptor activity. Gene Ontology annotation, cellular component: plasma membrane.
GGAUAUUCACCGUAGAGGAGGAAAAAAAAAAGCAGAGGAGGGGGGGGGCAGACACCAAAUCGAGCUUUUUUAAAACAGCAAAAACCCAAUUCGUGCCAUGUAAAUAACUACCGGGAGGGACACGGAAAGGGAUUAUCAACAGGUAGGGGUUGGAUUGAUCUUUUAUUCCUCCUUUUUUCUAUCUUUUUUUAUUUUUUGGCCUUGUCUUAUGUGGUGGCACUGGCAGCGAUUUCCUCGCGGAGACUUGGAUGUUUUUAUCCGCUCCAAGCUGACAUGGAUGCCGAGGAUGGGCAUCAAUGUUAUCAUCAUUAUUUUUAUUAGUCUUCAUAUUGUCUUUUUUUUCUUUUUAUCAUAUUGGCCUCUAUUUUUCCCUUUUGUUGUUGCCCCCCCUCCCGGAGUCUGCGGGAUUCAGACGCGCGUAAAACACGCAGAGGAGGCGUUUUUUAAAGAGGAUUUCUUUUAGGGGCGAUGAGACAAAGGAACAAAGGAUGCCUUAGAAAGGAGAGGUUGAGCCCGGAAACCUCUUCAAAGCACACCGCCAAAUGGAUCUAACGCCUCCCCCCUGCCAUCUCCAGAUCAUGAUACUCGGCUGAAACUAAUCCGCUAUCUUUAUGAUCCCUCCUCCAUCUAUGGCGAACUAUAGCCAUGCAGGGGACCACACCAUCUUGCAGAAUGUCUCUCCUCUCGCCACGUUCCUCAAACUGACCUCUCUGGGUUUCAUCAUCGGCGUCGGCGUGGUAGGAAACCUACUGAUCUCCAUCCUGCUGGUCAAAGACAAGAGCUUGCACCGAGCGCCCUACUAUUUCCUGCUGGACCUGUGCGCCUCCGACAUCCUGCGCUCGGCUAUCUGCUUCCCGUUCGUCUUUACCUCGGUGAAAAAUGGAUCGGCGUGGACGUACGGCACGCUGACCUGCAAGGUGAUCGCUUUUCUGGGCGUGCUCUCCUGUUUCCACACCGCCUUCAUGCUGUUCUGCGUCAGCGUCACCCGCUACCUGGCCAUCGCGCAUCACCGCUUCUACACCAAAAGGCUCACCUUCUGGACGUGCUUGGCUGUCAUCUGCAUGGUGUGGACGCUGUCGGUGGCGAUGGCGUUCCCGCCGGUCCUGGACGUGGGGACGUACUCCUUCAUCCGGGAGGAGGACCAGUGCACGUUUCAGCACCGCUCCUUCCGGGCCAACGAUUCUUUGGGCUUCAUGCUCUUGCUGGCGCUCAUCCUCCUAGCCACACAGCUGGUUUACCUCAAACUCAUCUUCUUCGUCCACGACCGGCGAAAGAUGAAGCCCGUCCAGUUUGUGCCCGCCGUCAGCCAGAACUGGACCUUCCACGGUCCGGGCGCUAGUGGGCAGGCAGCGGCCAACUGGCUGGCUGGAUUCGGUCGGGGCCCUACCCCGCCAACCUUGCUGGGCAUUCGGCAGAACAGCAACGCAGCGGGCCGCCGCCGUCUACUCGUACUGGAUGAGUUCAAAACAGAGAAGAGGAUUAGUAGGAUGUUCUACAUCAUGACCUUUUUUUUCUUGGCGCUUUGGGGGCCCUACUUGGUGGCCUGCUACUGGCGGGUGUUUGCCAGGGGGCCCGUGGUCCCCGGGGGUUACCUAACAGCAGCCGUGUGGAUGAGCUUUGCCCAGGCGGGGGUCAACCCUUUCAUCUGCAUCUUCUCCAAUAGGGAGCUCCGGCGCUGUUUCAGCACCACGCUCCUUUACUGCAGAAAAUCCAGGUUACCACGGGAACCCUACUGCGUUAUAUGAUAGUUUUUCCCACCCCGUCAUUCCCUCUUUGUCUUUAUUACGCUGAUUGAUCUUGAUAGGGGCUCGCUCCCGUUGUACAGGCACUCUUUCUUUCUGUCUCCUCCAUUUCUCUCUCUGCUCCUCCUCCUUCUCCUGUCCCUUUCUUCUCCGAUUGCGUGGCCAGCCAAUCACGUGGCUCUGCCGGAGGGGAUCGGAUGUGAAAAGUCUGCCAAAAGUGGAGGCUAAGCUGAGAAUUCGGAAUUUUUUUUUGAAAACAUUUUUUUCCUCAUCUUGCCCCACUCCCCUACUGUGUUUAUGUUCUAGUAAACAUACCUGUGGAAGCCAACGUAAACAAGCGAAAAAAUGGAGAGAAAAAACAACAACGGAACGAAGAAGAAGAAAACCUCUUUGAUCUGGAAUUUUUUCCUUCUUUUUUGUUUUGUCUGUUUUUCUUUGAAGAUGCGUUUACUCUGUGAUGUGUUUGAUGCAAAAAAAAAACAUGAAAAGGAGAAAAAAUAUUUGAAAAAAUACAAGAACAAAGAAACGAUACCUCUCAAGGAAUCACUGGAGAUAUUUUACAUUUUAAUAGUUGCACUAAAAGUGAAGAUGUAAAGAUGCUUUUGUUUGUUGCCAGCUGCAUUGCAAAGGACGACGUUUUUCUUAUUCCCUCCCAAGGAAAACAACAACAACAAAAAAACUCCGAAACAAUGAAUGCUUUAAUUUGCAAUGGACUACACAAUCGCUUGUAAGUAGAGCAAAAACUUGACUGUUGGGAUACACCAUCACAAGAGGAUAUAAUUGUUUUAAUGUAAGUGAUAUCUUUUUCAUUUAUCUGGGGUGGGGGAGGGGCGAUGGGGCGGGGCUUGAAAACCCGGGGCGGGGCUUUGCAAAUGUGUGUGUAUGGGGGGGGGGUUAAAACUAGAAAUGAUUUCUUGUAGUUUUACUAUCCAUAUGUCCCUAUUAUCUGUUACUUUCUUAACACGUUUUACAGAAAAAAAAGAAGGCGAAGAAAAACAUGGAAGUUAUGUGUGGCUUAGGAAAAAAAAAGGUUUUUAUAACAAAUUUGUGCUGGAAAAAAACAACAAAAAAAGACAUUGAAGAAGUAGUUAACUGUUUCAUUAGAUCCAUGUACCUAAACACUUUCAUCUUAUGACAGUAUUUUCUGAUGCCACUCCGGGUGUUCUUGCCUUAAUGGUUAUGAAAUUGUCACGUUUCUUGGUUGUUGUUUUUUAACUCCUCAGUCACUCCUAAAAGUUUUUUUUUUUACAUCAGCGUGAAGUGCAUGUUCAAUUUUUUUUUUUUUUUUUUUGUAAAAAGCUGGUCAGCUCCCAUGAGCAUCACAGGCCAUACACUGAGAAGCCCCAUUUUUAUUCUGCAAUGGUUUGCUACAACCCACAGAGUGCGCAGAGCACAGGGAGCGUGAUUGUGUGUGCACAAAUGUGUGUAUUGCGGUGAGAAUGUGUGUAUGUGUGGACCAGACAACAGUCACUUCAAGACCAGAGCCUUAGUAUGGAAUCUUGCACAAUUUGUAAAAAAACCAACAAAAAAAAAACAAGUAAAAAAAAAACAGGAAAAUGAGGAAAAAAGACAU